AUGUCGAACGCAUAUAAUCACACAGCUUCCGCCGAUGGGAGACAGGCUCGGUCGUUUAGUCAGGGAUCCGCAGGUUCUUAUCUGAACUCAUGGCUAUCGGGCCGUUUCUCUCCCUCGACGUCCGCAAACUACUUGGAAGGAGACGAUGUCGCCGGUGAUCUAGAAGACGACGAUGACGAAGCUCACCAUAGGGCUCGGCAACUGUCUCUGCGGCUUCGACAGGCAGGUGGUGUGAAUAGCUUGGACAACUUUACACGAUCAUGGCAACGAGCAGCAGCAUUCCCAGAAAUCAUCCCACGGCGGUCCUCGUUUGUAUUUGAGUACGAAGAACCCGACGAGACGGAUGAGGGUCAACCCGGACAAGACGAUGUGGAUCAAAAGCCUACGGCACACCCACUUUUAUCUACCAGCUAUCGCUCCGGAAGAUCAAGAUUCCCCGCGGACAGCGUACAUGAUGGUAUCGGCAGGCGAGAUAGCUCGCCUCAGGAUAUGAGACCUCUCGUAAGCAGAGAAUCACCGACAACACCAGCUGAUCUUCUCCGAGCGUACGAUCACUCCUCUUUAAGUAGAAGCUUCGGGACAUCCUAUGGCACGAUUGCUUCUCGAGCAAGUGAGACCGCCCGGCAUAGAGCUCUCGAGCUUCAGCAUGAACAUCAGCAUCAACUGAUUCCCGGAGGGGAGGCGGAGCCAGAUAGAGAACUACUACUGGUGAAGCAGAUUCAGCAUGAAGAUGGGACCAAGGAGAAUAUCAUCGUCGGUCAAAGCACGGUGCCGCAGACUAUCUUCAAUUCGGUUAAUGUCUUGAUUGGCAUUGGACUAUUGAGUCUGCCUCUUGGCAUGAAGUAUGCUGGCUGGAUACCUGGACUCUCGUUCUUGUGCUUCUCGGCUGCUGUUACGGCCUAUACUGCGAAAGUUCUGGCUAAAUGUAUGGACGUGGACCACCAUUUAGUAACUUACGGGGACCUCGCAUACAUAAGCUUUGGACAUCAGGCUCGUGUUGUGACUAGCCUGUUGUUCUGCUUGGAACUUUUAGGCGCCUGUGUUGCACUUGUGGUUUUGUUCGGAGAUUCCCUUGGAACUCUUUUACCUGGUCUUAGUCUAUUGCAGUGGAAGAUUAUUUGUGGCGUCGUCCUCCUGCCGCUCACCUUUGUUCCUUUGCGUUUCCUGAGUGUCACCAGCAUCCUGGGUAUCUUGUCAUGCACUGCAAUCGUUGGAAUUGUCUUCAUAGAUGGUCUUAUCAAGCCAGAUUCUCCAGGAUCUCUUCGUCAACCAGCCAACACAUCCCUCUUCCCUGAAAAUUGGGCGACUUUGCCUUUGAGCUUUGGGCUCAUUAUGUCUCCCUGGGGCGGUCACGGCGUAUUUCCGAAUAUAUACCGCGACAUGAGACAUCCCCAUAAGUAUGGCAGGAGUCUUUCCGUUACGUACAUCUUCACGUUUUCUCUCGAUUGUUCAAUGGCUAUAAUCGGCUGGUUGAUGUUUGGGGAGGGCGUCCGUGAUGAAGUUAUAAUCAAUAUACUACAAAGCACUGGCUAUCCUCGUGCCCUUUCCAUCUGCAUGAUUCUGUUUACCGCGAUCAUCCCAAUCACGAAGGUGCCUUUGAAUGCUCGACCGCUUAUUGCAACGGCUGAGGUCCUGUGCGGCCUGGACUCGUCGAACCAUCAUUCCUCACAGCACAACGGCGAAGCCUCUGGAAAAGCAGUCACAAUUGGUAAAGCUCUUAUACGCAUCUUUGUGCUUGUUCUGAUCGUUUUCAUUGCCAUCGUCUUUCCGUCCUUCGACCGCAUCAUGGCGCUUAUGGGUUCCUUGUUGUGUUUCACAAUUUGCAUCAUAUUGCCACUUGCAUUCUACCUCAAGAUCUUUGGAAUCGAGAUUUCGCUUGGUGAGAGGAUCCUUGACUGGUUCCUGGUGAUUCUCUCGUCAGUCAUGGCUAUCGUCGGAACCGCCUGGGCCUUCCUACCAUUUCCCGAAUCAGGCACGCCUGCUGCUUUAUAG
Talaromyces marneffei is the source of this 1992-nucleotide messenger RNA. RefSeq lists its product as uncharacterized. The record is from RefSeq and is a predicted model, not a curated record. Gene Ontology annotation, biological process: amino acid transmembrane transport. Gene Ontology annotation, molecular function: amino acid transmembrane transporter activity. Gene Ontology annotation, cellular component: vacuolar membrane. The transcript has 6 exons. NCBI's taxonomy places the organism in Eukaryota, Fungi, Ascomycota, Eurotiomycetes, Eurotiales, Trichocomaceae. The coding region runs from base 1 to 1992 and encodes 663 amino acids.